AUGUACCGUAAUGAAACUCUUCAGUUAGAAGGUGAUUCAAUAUGGGGUAGAAUUACGCUGCUACUCAGUUCACUAAUAGGUCGGCCGUGCACCGGUUCGGAACGUGCCCAGUUUUACGAGGAGAUUCCUCUGCAAUCUAUGAUUGAUAAGGCGAUAGUCGUACUUAACAAAAAUGAUGGUGAAUAUCGGAUCAAGAAAUUUUUUUCACUGACAAGUAAGCUUCGUGAGGCAACCGAUUCAAGUGAAGAGAUACUGCGUUUCUUACUGCUACUGUCAAGGGUUGAUGACAAUUAUGCUGAUAAAAGUCAAACCGAUACUUCGCCUUGUUGUUCUGGAUCCCAAAUACUUAAUGUCUGGAAACAAACUGUAAAAAACUAUCUGCCAACUUCAGCUAUUUCGGAAAACCAUACGGUUACCUCGACAAGGCCUUUUACCGAUCGCACAAAUAUACCAUUUAUUACCUACCAGUCGCAUUACGAAGACAACAAGGAGAUCGCGGCUGAAAAUCAACCAUGUCAUAGUGAAGAAAAAACAGAGCUUAUCGAUAUAAGCCCUUCGAAAUGCUCUGAAAAUUAUGAAAAGGUUCGAGGUAUCGUCAUCGAUGAAAGAGGACGUAUACAUCCGCGAGCAUGUGAUCCAGAAUUGCGCAGCUUAUGUAAUUUAAGAAUUGGGGACGUGUUUUACAUUAUUUCAUGGCACGAAUAUCUCAGAUGUUUAGCACAUGUAUUAAUGGGUGAAGAAUCAAUUUUAUUUCGCAGAAAUGCUGAUGGUUUUUUUAUUAUCUCUAAAAGAAAUAAAAUGUUUUUGGAAUUGGAAGAUGUCAAUUUGUUACCACGAUUAGCAUUACCAUUUCUGACAUUUGCUAACAGAUUGCUUUCUUUGGAACAAUUCGUUCAUGGUUCUGAUUCCGUGGAGGAUUUCUCAAUCUUAGAUUGUAAAACCCAGGAAAAUGCAGGAACAAGAGUGUUGCUGAGUUUGAAGUUGUGUGCUUCUGAACGGUUGUGGAAGUUUCGUGAUGAAGUUAGACACUAUAUUGAUGCCAAAAAAGAAUGUGAUAGCGAAAAUAUUCGAAGGUUGUUACGAGAACUUCUUGAUAUGUGCAGCGUUUUCAGUCAUUUCGUCGAUUUAGUUCUUCACGUACAAAAUAUCGGUGCACAAGAUGCAAAGACGUUAUUAGAUAUUUUUUAUAUCGUGAAAAUUACGAAAGGACGAAUACUUCCAGCUAUUAGAGAAUUUUGUGAUGAUGUCCUUGUCGUACUUCUUCGAUAUUAUGCUGAAUGUGUCUUGUUUUGGUUAGUGAAAGGCGAAGCGAAUCCACGCGAUGGUGUUUUUUCUUUUUCAAAAAUGGAUAGUGAAAUGCUACAGUGGACAGUUUCUGGAGAAAAAGAAUCUAUUAACCUAGAAGCAUCGAUGCUUAUUGCCAAAAAUCUCGUCGACGUGUGGUUAUCUGAGGGAAAGUUUCGAAAAUUAAUGUUAGCUUGGUCAAAUUUGAAACAUAUGGAUUCUGAGGAAUCGAACUGCGUUACUAUUAAUAAAUUGAUAAGUGAACUGUCGGAAGAAGAGAUUCGGAAAGCGCUAAGCUCAGAUUUGUUGGGUGCGGUAGGAUCACUUUUGGACUUCUACUUCCAAAAAGUUUAUCUUUCACAACACGCCACAUUCGCACGGUGUUCUAUAAUCGAUGACUUCAAACAAACUGCGAAGCUUCUUCAAGAUGUUUAUUUAUGCGACGAUGAACAUAUAACAGAAAUUUUCACGAGCCUUUUACUAAACGGCGAUGAUUCGGAAUUGAAUUUUAAAUACGCAAAUUGUCAGAAUUUCCGGUUAGACAAUAUGACAGAUUAUCUUUUAACCAAGAAUUAUUCUUCAACUCUUGUGCAUGGAUUUUUAGAACUAACAAGUUCAUUCGAUGAGGAGGAUAACCUGAAAGUACGUUAUAAACCACCAUUUCCAUUAAAUAUCAUUUUUACUCCAUCAAUUCUGAUGAAUUACGAGCGUAUUUGGAAUUUGUUAUUGAGAACUGCAGUGGAAUGCAUAACUCUGGAGUAUUGCCCUGAUGCAAAUGCGAAUGUGGAAUUUUGUUCGAGCAGUGCGUUGUUUUUCCAUGAACAGAUAGGACGUAUAAUAGUGAACGAAUAUCAGGUUUUAUUUGAUGUCUUUAAAUUUAUUUACUGCAAUUAG
This is a messenger RNA of Loa loa (African eye worm), 2178 nucleotides long. RefSeq lists its product as hypothetical. The record is from RefSeq and is a predicted model, not a curated record. The coding region runs from base 1 to 2178 and encodes 725 amino acids. NCBI's taxonomy places the organism in Eukaryota, Metazoa, Nematoda, Chromadorea, Rhabditida, Onchocercidae. The transcript has 18 exons.